UCAGUUCGGAAUAUGCACUUGCGAGUGUUAAAUCAGCCUCGUCUCUUUUGUUUUCUCUCAUUGCCUGGUCUCCUUUUUUUGAGCAUCAAUGGUAGCUCUAUGUGACCAGCUGAUAUUUAACUGAGGAGGAUAGCAUCUAACGGUCCUUCCCUCCAAGGAUUAGGCCUCUGUCAAGACAUGGAGCCUUUGACAGUAGACGAUGACAUUUGUAUCCUCAAACACGAGACAGCCUACACCCCUGCAGGAGAGAGCCCUGUGUCCGUGUGUGCUGGUGAUGAGUCUGUCGCCUCUCAUUUCGCCUUGGUCACAGCUUACGAGGACAUAAAGAAGAGGCUCAGAGACACGGAGCGGGAAAACACUUUCCUAAAGAAAAGGGUGAAGCAAUUAGAGGAAAAGCUCUUCAGGCCAGAGGCUCCACCAUCCGAGGGUCCCCAUUACGUUAACAAGGCCUUCAGUGCUUACAGAGGAAUCUACAUUGAGAAGGAGGACUUACAGUUGGAGCUCAAUAAACUGAAAAAGGAGAAGAGCGAGAGUGAGAAGCUGCUGACGGAGCAGCUCCAAGCCAAAGAGUUAGAGCUGCUUCAGCUGAGGACAGAGAUGGAGACCACCCAAGGUACAGUGAUGAAGAGUCUGAAUAGCCCUCAGGACUGCUGGCAGGUGGAGAGAGUCGACACUGAGCUGCAGAUCCGCAAGCUGAAGGAAGAUCUAGAGAGGGUGAUGCUAGAGAACAGCCGACUGCUGGAGAGAAGCACGGAGGAAUCACAGGGCCUUAAUGGACCAGACUUGAACCAGACAUGUGAUGGAAAACAUAGCGCAAGGGAGAAAAGCAUCCAGCAGACGUAUACAGCUUUGCGCUCUGAGGUCACCCGUCUCCAUUUAGAGCUGAGGCACCAGACAAGCCUGAUCGGGAAGCUCAGGCCGCUGAUCGGUGAAACAAGACAAGCAGCUUCGACUGUUCCAGUUCAGUGUCUGGACGACGUGGAAAAGAACAAUAACCUCACAGUUAUUCGGGCUCCAGUGCCUCGCCCCCCCAGUGCCCCGCCGGUCCCCUCCUGUUCCGGCCGUCCUCUCCCCGCUAUUGGUGGCCCAGCAGGCCCCCCUCUGCCAGACAGCCUGAGGGAGGACUGCUGGUACAACGGGCCUUGGCCCUCCCAGAGCUGUCUGGUGGAGGCACUGGUCGGCAGUGAGACCUGCGCCGUUGUGCUGCCUCCGCCCCCCCUGAACCAAGCCUCUCUGGACGACAGCUCACGCUCCUUCCCCAGCCCCCCCAAGCCCACUGAUGCCAUGUUCUGGGAGGGACACUCGAGUACAUCCAACACGUCAUCCUCGCUGGGAAACUUCACUCCAAUGAGCCCUCCUAAUGCUGAGUGGGCCAAGCCGUAUUAAUUAAACCCAUAAGAAUUAAGAUGAUGGAAAACAAAGUAGAGACUAAGUCUUUAGCUCGGCCACAUAGCUACCACCUUACCUGCCUUAAGCUGAUUAACCACUAAUCAGUGGUGAACUUGAUCGGACCUGCUUCUUGUGGGAACUAAAUGAGGCCAAAGGAGGCCUUUUUGAGGUAAAAACUGUUCUCUGCACGCCGCAUCGGUGAACAUAUCCAACUUUGUAGAGAAAAAGCUGACCCUUAAAAAAAAUCCAACUCAUAUCUCCAUUUGAAUGUGUCCUUGUAUGCACAUGCAUUGGUCUGUGCAGGCAUGCAUACAGGCAGUUUAAUUUGAGUGUUUGUUGGUGUAAAUGCACAUGAUUCAAUGUGCCUGUGAAUGCAAAAAAUCGGCGUGUAGGGAUCUUCCACUUGCUUUUAUCUGUGUAUCAUGGUGAUAAACCCAACGGGGCUCACAGCUGACUCUUUCUCCAUAAGCCGUGGCCCAGGAGCACGAGAGCCACAACACACCAGUAGAGUUUGAAUAACUGUACCUCCACAACGCAAUUUCUUUUUUUUUCUUCUUUACAUUGGAUCAAUGUAAAUUGUAUAAGGUGUGUAGCCCCCGCUUGUCUCAUUGUGUUAUGAAGGAUAUGUGUAGGAAUAUAGGCUUUUGUACAGUGAUGGGGACAGAUGUACAUUUUUGUUCCCAAUUUCAGCAUUUACCAAAUUAAAACUGACCUGUUUGCCUCGAGAAAUUGUUUUUAUUUAAGGCCUUAGACAUAUUUUUAAUGAUCAUGCAUACUGCAUUUCUGUGGAGAUAUUACUUAUCGAGAGCAAAAUACUUAAUAAAAUGUGUAUCCUGCCUGUUGAGAUUGAAUUCUCAGCCGUACCGUGAACGUAGAGCUCUAAUGGGUUAUCUACUAAUGACCCACAUUCCCUCCUCUUCGGUUUUAAAGGGCAUAUAUCAUCAUUUUUACUUUUUCUUUCAGUUGUGUUCAGCGCUGUUGAAUAUCUCAAGGCAUCAGUUCACUCAAAGCUAAAGUAGUGAUGGUAAAACCGCAGCUCAAUUUUGAGCAAAGUGAU
Cyprinodon variegatus (sheepshead minnow) is the source of this 2446-nucleotide messenger RNA. RefSeq names its product 5-azacytidine induced 2 (gene azi2). Lineage: Eukaryota; Metazoa; Chordata; Actinopteri; Cyprinodontiformes; Cyprinodontidae. The record is from RefSeq and is a predicted model, not a curated record. The transcript is spliced from 8 exons. Gene Ontology annotation, biological process: canonical NF-kappaB signal transduction. The coding region runs from base 178 to 1386 and encodes 402 amino acids. Gene Ontology annotation, cellular component: cytoplasm.